AUGCAUCGUCUUUUUACUGAGCUGGAGCCAUCUAUUACUGUCACCGAGCAAAACCUGGCAGACCGAGUUCGGUAUAUCUUACGCUCAAAUAUAUUUGAUGGCGCCGAACUCGAACGGCUACGACGUGAGGUUGUUCCCUCAUCAAAUGAAAACGCUAUGACUGGGGGUGCGGUGCCACAAGUUGCAGAACAACCCGCACACGUGGAUGCCGCCGAGAAUACCCCAGUGGUUGCUGAUUCAAAUGAUGAUGGAACAUUCACCCAGGAACUAGAAAUAGAGCAAAUGAGGAGUACAUUGGAAGAGGCGAUUAUGGAAACGCGCAGUACGCCUCUCGAAAAUCGACCGAGACUUCCCCGCAUAGCCCUAAGCAAGCAGAAUCGGGCUGUCGUGAGGGCUCUGAACCCAAUGCUGGUGACCUAUUUGGAAGCCAGCUGGGACCUUUGCGAGACGGACUCAAUUCUCUUUGGCACCGCACUGGCAGUCUGCCGUAUUAUAGGCGCCAAACUUUCGACGGCUGGACGCACUACUGGACAAAGUAGUGCUAUCCCAGCCUGGAGAACAAGAAUUGAAGAACGUAUCGCAAAGGCUAGGGCCCUCAACGGCAGACUGAUAUGCUUCAGGUCAGGCAAUACCAGGCCAAGGAUUGUGCGCACCGUCAGGAUGGCGUUUGCUGGGACAAAUGUUAGUUUGUCCCAGCCGGAUAUAAUGCAAAAACUGACGGAGCGCAUAGACGACCUGAAGCAGAGAAUCGCUGCUUGGGGAAAGCGAAUUCGGCGAUAUACCGAGAGGUCGACACGGUUCAACCAGAAUCGUCUCUUCCAGAGUGAUCAGAAGAGGCUCUAUAAAUCAUUGGAGCGACCAAUGGUAAGUGAAACGGGCACAGUACCGAAUCAGGCCGACACGGUUGCAUUCUGGCGCAGCCUGUGGUCAGAGCCCGUAAACCACAACGAGGGCCCUUGGACGGAAGUUGUGGCGAGUUAG
This is a messenger RNA of Parnassius apollo (apollo), 981 nucleotides long. The record is from the annotation of a GenBank genome assembly. Lineage: Eukaryota; Metazoa; Arthropoda; Insecta; Lepidoptera; Papilionidae.